CCCUGUCGAUCACUCUCCCUCUGUCCCUCUCCCUCAUCAACAACACAACACCUCGCCAUCAUGUCUCGCAGUGCACCGUCCUCAACCUAACCGCGGGUUUGACCUUGUUCACAUACCUACUACGCCUUGGGUCAGUUGCGACUUGGACGUGUCGAGCUCGCUUCUGCCCGUCUCCAACUCUUACAUCCUCCUUCGCUGUCCCUUGCCUUCCAUCUUCUCCCCCCAAGAUGUGCACCUUUGACUACACGCCCUACGCGGGCUGUGUCGAAGGGCAGCAGCAUUUCUACCUCCAGUGGAUGAAGUGCAACAGGGCCAUCGCCAUCCAAAAGUACUGCUCCAUCGAGAGGUCCAUCGAGAUGCAGACCCUCAGGCUGCUGUCCGGCAGCAUCAUCUGCUGCCCCAUCCACAACCCCAUAUCCGUCGAGCAGCAUCAGUUCCAAGUCGUCCACGUCAACGACGAACAAGACGACGAAGACGAGUCGCUGUCUCCUCUUGCUGCCUCGCCCAAGUCAUAUUCCUCGCAAAGACGCCGGGCCCGCACCCUGACCCGGCCUGAAAGCGCGACCCCGAAGCACGACAGAAGCAUGCUUUCCUUUGAAGACGAAGUCCGAGCCGUAUCGAGGAGGAGAAAGGCAGCGGCGGCGGCACGCAACGCUUCGCCUGUCGACUCGAGAGGUUCGCGCGAGUCGAGCCCCCGCCCUGCUCGCCCGAGAACCUCGGGUGGCGAGAGGAGAGCCAGAGACCACUCUGCCGGCACCGACUGGUCAGCCAUGCCGCGCGGUAGAUCUCACAGGCGCGUGAGCUCUGUCGAUGUGGCCCAGCCUCCUGCCCGGAGCAAGACUUUCCACGGCAAGCCCCCGCCGUCAUUCAGACAAGUCGAAGAGAAGCAAACCCCUGCCAGAGAGGAGCCCCGCAACAUGGUGCCGGCUCAGAAGUCACCCCGGCCCGUAAGCGCCGUGGGGCAGCCCAUUGGCCCCGGGGCUGGUAUCGGACUGCCAUCGAGUCCCGAUAUUCACCGCCGCGCGAGUAUGGCGCUCCGGAAACCAGCAGAGCAGGAUUCGGCCGCCAGACAGGCGGGUUCGGGUGCCGCCUCGUUGGCUUCUCGUGGUGAUAGCUCCCCAGAGGACAACUGGGAGCCUCUUCCACCACGGCCCCUGACCAACCGCGGAAGAAGCACUCCAGACCUCUCUCCGAUACAGGGCAGGAAUGAGGAGAGGGCUAUGAGAAGGAUCGAAGAGCAUCGCGGCCCCGAGGAGGAAGGCGAGCAGACCGCUGCGGGUAGAGGAAACAACAGGCUACACCGUCGCGAGGGCAGCGACUCCUCGGGCAGGUUGAAGGAGCUCCUAGUUCCGGAGCAACGUCCCAAGCAUGUGCGCGACGUAGCCCUGACCAUCAAAGUGCCCGGCGGUUCCGAGCAGAGUGCUGAUGCUCUUCGGCAAAACCGAAAGUCGAUGCGUUUGGAUAACCGAGCGGCUGCCUCUCUCCAGAAAACCGAAGACACGGGGCGAAGCAGACGAUACGAAGACCAGGUCGAAGAGGGACGGAAAUGGGUCGCGGCACGCGAGUACAUGCCAAUCACGACCAUGGGCUCUGUGGUCGGCACCGCUAGCCCACCACAAUUCCACAGCCCGCAACAGCAACAGUCCGAGUCCAGCUUGACGAGCCGGGAGUCCAACGACAGCGGCUACCUCAGCGGCGGCAAUCAGCGGAAAGGCCCAGGUGGAACCCCCACGUCUCCACUGGCCGCUGGGUUCGAGAGGUCUGCCACGCCCUCGGCGGACGCAAAGUCCAUCCGGAGCGUCUUGCAGAAGGCGCAACCUCAUCGCCCGCCGCCCCUGGAGCUGUCGGGGCUCCCACCCGUCGCACUCCCCGUCGUCUUGAUGCCAGACCAGUCUGCCCAGCCGGUGACUAGCCCUGGAAAGUCGUCUCUGUUGCACCGCAUGGGAUUAAGGCGCAAGAUCAGCGGGCUGCUGUGGGAGAGGAACUCCCCAAACGCAGUCGGCGAUGUUCGAAGUUGAUCCCCGGCUAGCGGGUUGUCAUGCCUUCCUUUGUUACGCACUAUACCCCGUUUGGUUUCGUUUCGUUCUGGAC
Lasiosphaeria miniovina is the source of this 2091-nucleotide messenger RNA. RefSeq lists its product as uncharacterized. The coding region runs from base 228 to 2018 and encodes 596 amino acids. The record is from RefSeq and is a predicted model, not a curated record. NCBI's taxonomy places the organism in Eukaryota, Fungi, Ascomycota, Sordariomycetes, Sordariales, Lasiosphaeriaceae. The transcript has a single exon.